CGAGAUUGCAGGAGAGUAUAAAAGAUCGGAGGCGUCCAAAAAUUUUAUUCACAUUAGCAAGACUAAUCGAAGCAUCAGCACCAUGAAGUUUUUGAUCCUCUUUAUUGCCCUCUUCGCCAUGGCCGCUGCCCUACCUCAGUUUGGAAUCCCAGAACGCAGCUGGCCAGUUGAACAGGAGCAACAGCUGCAAGGGGGAUUUGGCGGUGGAUUCGGAGGUGGAUACGGAGGUAGAUUCGGUGAGCAGCAGCAGCAGCAGCAAGGAUUUGGCGGUGGUUAUGGAGGCGUUUUCGGUGAUCAGCAGCAGCAGCAGCAGCAGCAAGAAGGCUUUGGAGAUGUAUUCGGAGGGGGAUUCGGUGGUCAGCAACAGCAACAGCAGGAAGGCUGGUAAAGACCAAUUAAGGUUCAGAGCACCGCCUUAACGCAGAUACCUCAAUAAAAUACGACACUUUAAUUAUAAAAACAAUUGGAUUUUUAAUUUUAACGUGAGAAAUCUUUCUCAAAACAAAUGUAUAUUCAUUACAAAAAAUUUGUUUCUAUUUUCGGUUCAUGGUAAAAAUUUAUUUUGCAUUAAAUUCGCAUUAAUAGAAGCGAUGUCAA
Messenger RNA from Drosophila sechellia, 597 nucleotides. RefSeq names its product heterogeneous nuclear ribonucleoprotein A1. The record is from RefSeq and is a predicted model, not a curated record. NCBI's taxonomy places the organism in Eukaryota, Metazoa, Arthropoda, Insecta, Diptera, Drosophilidae. The transcript is spliced from 2 exons. The coding region runs from base 83 to 388 and encodes 101 amino acids.